Molecule: messenger RNA, 432 nt
Organism: Drosophila pseudoobscura
Lineage: Eukaryota; Metazoa; Arthropoda; Insecta; Diptera; Drosophilidae
Product: longitudinals lacking protein, isoforms H/M/V-like
Exons: 1
Coding region: 1-417 (138 amino acids)
Biological process (GO): regulation of transcription by RNA polymerase II
Cellular component (GO): nucleus
Molecular function (GO): protein binding
Source: RefSeq, a predicted model, not a curated record
AUGGCCAAUAAAAAGUUCUUGUUUCGCUGGAACGAUCACCAGCGCUCGGUGAUCGGAAUGUUCGAGAGUCUGCGGCUGCCGAGGUUCGCCGCCGAGGGCCAGUCCCUGAAGGCCUACAAGGUGGUUCUGUCCGCCUGCAGUCCCUACUUUGCCGCCCUGCUCGGGGGCCAGGACGACAGGCAUCCGAUCUUCGUGCUGAAGGAACGAGGCGAGGUCAACGUCUCGCAGGACCAGCUGGACUCGUUUCUCAAGGCGGCAGAAUCGCUGCAGAUCAGCGGCCUGUCCGAGCCGCAGUUCACGGUUCUGCCAGAGCCGGGAAAGCGCGCUCGCCGGCACUCCUCCGGAUCGGGCGGGGAUUCGAAAAACGCAGCCCGGGGAAGGGUGAGUACUGCAAAAGGAAGCAAACCCCUCCUCUAACCUCCAUCUCGACCC